Dioscorea cayenensis subsp. rotundata (Guinea yam) is the source of this 1150-nucleotide messenger RNA. RefSeq names its product 14-3-3-like protein GF14 iota. Bases 99 to 872 code for a protein of 257 amino acids. NCBI's taxonomy places the organism in Eukaryota, Viridiplantae, Streptophyta, Magnoliopsida, Dioscoreales, Dioscoreaceae. Gene Ontology annotation, cellular component: cytoplasm. The transcript has 7 exons. The record is from RefSeq and is a predicted model, not a curated record. Gene Ontology annotation, biological process: signal transduction.
AGCGGAUCUUUUUUUCUCUGUUCCUUUUUCAUUUCCCCCUUUUUUUCUCUCCAAAAGCUCUCGCUAGGGUUUCGAAUCUUUGCUUCGAUUGAGGUCCAAUGGCGAUGGAGAAGGAGAGGGAGGCCCAUGUCUACAUGGCCAAGCUCUCUGAACAGGCCGAGCGCUACGAUGAAAUGGUUGAAGCCAUGAAGAAAGUUGCAAAGCUCGAUUUGGAGCUGACAGUUGAGGAGAGGAACCUCUUGUCUGUUGGUUAUAAAAAUGUCAUUGGGGCUCGCCGAGCAUCAUGGCGCAUAAUGUCAUCCAUUGAACAGAAAGAAGAAUCUAAAGGGAAUGAGAACAAUGUUAAGUUGAUCAAAGGGUAUCGCCAGAAGGUAGAGGAAGAACUGACAAAAAUAUGUAAUGAUAUCCUGAGCAUCAUCGAUGAGCAUCUGAUUCCAGCUUCCAGCACUGGAGAAUCUAGUGUUUUCUAUUACAAGAUGAAAGGUGAUUAUUACCGUUACCUGGCAGAAUUCAAGUCUGAACAAGAUAAGAAAGAAGCCGCUGAUCAAUCAAUGAAGGCAUACCAGGCAUGUCAAGAUAAGCGAAACACGGAUUUGCCAUCAACUCAUCCAAUUCGCCUUGGUCUUGCUCUCAACUUUUCAGUGUUCUACUAUGAGAUCAUGAACUCCCCUGAGAGGGCUUGCCAUCUUGCCAAACAAGCCUUUGAUGAAGCCAUUGCAGACCUUGACACUUUGAGUGAGGAGUCAUACAAGGACAGCACCUUGAUAAUGCAGUUACUGAGGGACAACCUCACUCUCUGGACAUCUGAUUUACCUGAGGAAGGGGGCGAGGACGGUCUCAAGGGUGAGGAGGCUAAAGCUACUGAACCCUGAGAAAUGACGCAUCGUCGGUUUAUCCAUGCCCCCGAGUUUUCGUACAUGGACUCAUGUUUCAUCGGUGGCAACCUACCUUUUACAUGGAUGUCUGUCUAGGGCUUCUUCUAUAUUGUGUCGAAGACGUAUUGAUGUCAUGUUGAGUCUGUUCUGUUUCUAUUGAAGUAGCGCUUUGUUCUACUGCUUUUAUUUCUUCUUGAUAGCAGCUUGUGAUACAUUAGAAAAAUGAUGGUACACCUUUAGUGAAAAUUGUGUUUCUGGUUUUGUCUGCUUUUUUA